Messenger RNA from Asparagus officinalis (garden asparagus), 3494 nucleotides. RefSeq names its product coatomer subunit beta'-1-like. Bases 195 to 2936 code for a protein of 913 amino acids. Gene Ontology annotation, molecular function: structural molecule activity; protein binding. Gene Ontology annotation, biological process: intracellular protein transport; endoplasmic reticulum to Golgi vesicle-mediated transport; intra-Golgi vesicle-mediated transport. The transcript has 25 exons. The record is from RefSeq and is a predicted model, not a curated record. Lineage: Eukaryota; Viridiplantae; Streptophyta; Magnoliopsida; Asparagales; Asparagaceae. Gene Ontology annotation, cellular component: COPI vesicle coat.
UUUGUUUUCCUUUUUUGCUUCGAAACCAAAACCUUUCGCUGGGUCUCUCGAUCGCGAUUCAACGGAUCCCACGUCCGCCUCUUUCUUCCUCUCCCCGCGAUCGGACCUCGAGAACCCUAAAUUUCUAGGGUUUCAUCUCGUCGAUCUUCGAUUUUCUCUGUCCCCUCGGCUUCGAGCUCCGGUUCGCGGGGAAAAUGCCUCUCAGACUAGAAAUCAAGAGGAAACUUGCGCAAAGGUCAGAACGAGUAAAAUCAGUUGAUCUGCAUCCAACGGAACCAUGGAUUCUUGUGAGUCUUUAUUCCGGAAGCGUUGGCAUCUGGAAUUAUCAAACGCAGACUUUGGUGAAAUCUUUUGAGGCCACAGAAUUACCAGUGCGAUCAGCAAAAUUUAUAGCACGCAAACAAUGGGUUGUUGCUGGGGCAGAUGAUAUGUUUAUCCGUGUAUACAACUAUAAUACGAUGGACAAGGUCAAAGUAUUUGAGGCACAUACGGAUUACAUCAGAUGUGUGGCUGUCCAUCCAACCCUUCCAUAUGUGCUAUCAUCUUCUGAUGACAUGAUGAUAAAACUUUGGGACUGGGACAAGGGUUGGAUGUGUACUCAAAUUUUUGAAGGACAUUCCCAUUAUGUGAUGCAAGUCACAUUCAAUCCAAAAGACACUAAUACUUUUGCAAGUGCCUCUCUUGAUCGUACAAUAAAGAUUUGGAACCUUGGUUCUCCAGACCCAAAUUUUACAUUAGAUGCACAUGUAAAAGGAGUGAAUUGUGUUGAUUACUUUACUGGUGGUGAUAGGCCCUACUUGAUUACUGGUUCUGAUGAUCACACUGCUAAGGUCUGGGAUUACCAAACCAAAAGCUGUGUGCAAACGCUAGAAGGUCACACACAUAACGUUUCAGCUGUUUGCUUUCAUCCUGAUCUUCCCAUAAUAAUUACUGGUUCAGAGGAUGGAACUGUUCGCAUAUGGCACGCAACUACAUAUAGGCUAGAAAAUACUCUAAAUUAUGGUCUGGAACGAGUUUGGGCUCUAGGAUAUAUGAAAGGAUCGAGAAGAGUUGUAAUUGGAUAUGAUGAAGGAACCAUAAUGAUAAAACUUGGCCGUGAAGUGCCAGUUGCUAGUAUGGACAGCAGUGGGAAAAUUAUAUGGGCAAAGCAUAACGAAAUACAAACUGUGAAUAUCAAAUCAGUUGGAGCAGACUAUGAGGUUACUGAUGGAGAAAGACUGCCUUUGGCUGUAAAGGAGUUGGGAAGCUGUGAUCUUUAUCCACAAACCUUGAAGCAUAACCCCAAUGGAAGAUUUGUUGUUGUUUGUGGAGAUGGAGAAUAUAUUAUAUACACUGCACUGGCAUGGAGAAAUCGAUCAUUUGGAUCUGCUUUGGAGGUUGUCUGGUCAACUGAAGGAGAAUAUGCAGCCAGGGAAAGUACUUCGAGAAUAAAGAUUUUUAGCAGAACAUUCCAGGAGAAGAAAAGUAUCCGGCCUACCUUCUCUGCUGAACGAAUUUUUGGGGGAACAUUACUUGCAAUGUGCUCCCAUGACUUCAUUUGCUUCUAUGACUGGACAGAAUGCAGGUUGAUACGUAGAAUUGAUGUGAAUGUCAAAAAUCUUUACUGGGCUGAUAGCGGCGACCUGGUGACAGUUGCUAGUGACACGUCAUUUUACAUCUUAAGAUACAAUAGGGAUGUUGUUUCCUCUUAUUUAGAAAGUGGAAACCAAGCAGAUGAGCAAGGUGUUGAGGAAGCUUUUGAACUUCUACAUGAGAUAAAUGAGCGGGUUCGAACUGGAAUUUGGGUUGGAGACUGUUUCAUUUACAAUAAUUCUUCUUCAAGGCUGAAUUAUUGUGUCGGUGGAGAGGUCACCACAAUGUUUCAUUUGGACCGGCCUAUGUACUUGUUGGGGUAUCUUGCUAGUCAAAGUCGGGUGUAUCUUAUUGAUAAGGAAUUCAAUGUCAUGGGAUACACCCUCCUCCUUAGUUUGAUAGAGUACAAAACACUUGUGAUGCGUGGAGAUUUAGAUCGUGCGAAUCAAGUUUUACCAUCAAUUCCUAAAGAACAUCACAACAGGUAUGCNNGUUUCUUGGAGUCUCGUGGCAUGUUGGAGGAUGCUCUGGAAGUCGCUACGGAUCCUAAUUACAGAUUUGAUCUAGCUAUACAGCUAGGGCGGUUAGAUGUUGCGAAGGAGAUUGCUGUUGAAGGACAAAGUGAAUCAAAGUGGAAACAGUUGGGAGAGCUAGCUAUGUCCACUGGAAUGUUAGAAAUGGCGGAAGAAUGUUUAUCAAAUGCUAUGGAUUUGAGUGGUUUACUGCUUCUUUAUUCAGCUCUUGGAGACGCUGAGGGAAUAACAAAACUUGCAAAUCUGGCCAAAGAACAGGGGAAGAACAACGUUACUUUCCUUUGUUUAUUUAUGCUAGGUAAAGUGGAUAAUUGCCUAAAUCUGUUGGUGGAAAGCAAUCGUAUCCCAGAAGCUGCUUUGAUGGCACGAUCCUAUCUUCCAAGCAAAGUCCCUGAGAUUGUUGCAACGUGGAAAAAUGAUCUCAACAAGGUUAACCCGAAAGCUGCAGAAUCAUUGGCUGAUCCCCAAGAGUACCCCAACUUGUUUGAGGACUGGCAGGUUGCUCUUGCUGUUGAAUCAAAGCAUGCACAUGAAAGGUGUAGUUAUCCUCCUGCAGAGGAAUAUUUGAACUAUGUUGAAAAGUCAAAUGUUAACCUCGUAGAAGCGUUCAAAAGCAUGCAAGUUGAUGAAGAGAAUGUGGCACUUGAAAACGGAGAUUCUAGUCUUCAGGUAAUGGAAGAGAAUGGAGAGGAAGAAGUUCAGGUGGUGGAAGAGAAUGAUGAGUCUACAGAUGGUGCUGUUCUCGUGAAUGGGAAUGAGGAUGAGGAACAGAAUAAUGAAGAGACUUCAUUGGAUAGGCAAGUCUAUAUCCCAAAUUCUGGCUCCAAUUGAACUUUCCCCUUUUUAAGAAUCCAUUAUGCCCCCUUGGUACCAACACAACAACAAAGCCUUUUAGCCCAUUUCCUGAACCUGUUCUGUUUGCUAACUUUGCAGUGCUUACAUGGCAACUAGGGAAUUUGCAAGGCAACAUCCAGUGGGGGCAGUGCACUACUGUUUCUUGAGGUUCCAGAGAGAGAGAGAGAGAAAGAGAGUGACCGGACAAGGCAUAUAUUAUAAUCAAAUCCAGCUGAGCAUAAACAAAUAACUCAUGCAAUUACCGUAAUGUGUUCGCAGGCAUUUUUGUAUCAUUAAAUUCAAGAUAGACAUCAGAGUUUUAACCAAGAAGUCAGGUCUUUGCAGCCCCUUUUAUCUAAUUUUUCUUUAAUUAGAAGACAGCUAUAUCCAUUACAGCUUCCUGUAUUUUUUUUAGUUUCCUUGUUCCAUUUCUUUAUGCUGAAAGAGAGGUAUGUAUCAAAUAAAAAUGUUUAGCGAAUGACGCACUUGGUUUUUAUUUUUCUUUGGGAGACCAGAAACUAACCAUUUGGGAUACAGCCGGGUAUGAGUUUUUGA